AUGGUGGUUGCAGCAGUAAAAUGGGCGCAAUCAAACAGAUCCAUCCGGAAACAUUUAUUUCCAAUUAAAAAUGGAGCUUUUUAUUGUGUUUGUCAGAAAUCCAUGUAUUCUUCUCUUCCAGAUGAAUAUAAUUGCAAAGUAAAGCUUGCUUUGACAUAUAAUGGCAAGACAAUAGUAUGCUACCAUCCUGUGGACAUUCCAUAUGAACACACAAAACCUAUCCAUUGGCCAGAUCCUGUGUAUAAUCAUGAAGAAACCCAAGACAAAGUGCUAAAAACCAGACUGGAAGAAAAAGAUGAACACCUUGAGCAAGGACCCAUGAUAGAACAACUUAGCAAAAUGUUCUUUAUCACUAAGCAUCACUGGAAUCCUGAUGGACAGUAUCAUAGAUGUCGUAAGAAAAUGAAUUCUCCAAAAGGAAGAUGA
Rhinolophus ferrumequinum (greater horseshoe bat) is the source of this 426-nucleotide messenger RNA. Its product is annotated as 39S ribosomal protein L42, mitochondrial-like. The record is from RefSeq and is a predicted model, not a curated record. Bases 1 to 426 code for a protein of 141 amino acids. NCBI's taxonomy places the organism in Eukaryota, Metazoa, Chordata, Mammalia, Chiroptera, Rhinolophidae. The transcript has a single exon. Gene Ontology annotation, cellular component: mitochondrial large ribosomal subunit.